AUGUUGCGCUUUGGUAUUGAUCUCUUCAACCAAGAGGAUCCGCCGCCCGGAUGCCUUAUGAGAACCAAGCAGUACCGUAUUUGUGGGAUCGGCCCACUGCCAGCGCCCGGAAAUCUUGCUCAAAUAAUCAGCUGCACAACGUCGUUCAAACUCUAUUAUCAAAAGACCCAGGGAAAGACAAAGCCCACCUGGAAACCAAUUCUGUCCGGCAAAAAGUUCCCGUUUGAAAUCAUGGUGGAAUCAAUGAACUUUGACGCCUUCCAAAAAGCCGUGGCCGAUGCAUGUGACAAGGAAUUUGCAAACGCUGAGAAGAUCAUCAAAGAUGCGCUUGAAACUGGCUUUCCCCAUCUUGACUGGCUAUCAUUGAACUCUCACUGCCCAGGCGAUCGCAGCCAGUUCAAGAAGAUCUUUGCGAAGGAUCCCCUGAUUAACAAUGCGAUGUCCCCAUUCAGUAAAACAGGAUCUGACGCGCUGCGGGCCCUCACCACGAAUUUCCAUUCUUCGUCGGCCCAUAAGAGAGUGGCGACCCUGGCCGUCUUUUAUCAUAUCUCCGAGAAGCCGGACCCAUUCAUCAUGGAACAGUUUCAAAUCCUUUUCCAUGGGCGUCUCCUCCUUCAUGAGGGAGAUCUCCUUGGACACAUAGCAGAUGUACAUCGCUGGCUUUCCCCUGAUCAAAAAUGA
This is a messenger RNA of Puccinia triticina, 681 nucleotides long. RefSeq lists its product as uncharacterized. Lineage: Eukaryota; Fungi; Basidiomycota; Pucciniomycetes; Pucciniales; Pucciniaceae. The coding region runs from base 1 to 681 and encodes 226 amino acids. The record is from RefSeq and is a predicted model, not a curated record. The transcript has 3 exons.